AUGAAGCAAAAAUUCAAGCACCCUUUACUAAAGCAAGGCAAUAGUGGCUAUCAGAAUAAUCAAACUUUUCAUUUUAUAAUACUGACUGAAUUUGAACCAUUGCAGCAUGGUGAUGCUGCUUUGCUAAAAAAGUGUUUGCAUGUUUUGGGCAAAAAUAAGUUGACAAA
Messenger RNA from Cetraspora pellucida, 167 nucleotides. Lineage: Eukaryota; Fungi; Glomeromycota; Glomeromycetes; Diversisporales; Gigasporaceae. The record is from the annotation of a GenBank genome assembly.